Molecule: messenger RNA, 1668 nt
Organism: Seriola dumerili (greater amberjack)
Lineage: Eukaryota; Metazoa; Chordata; Actinopteri; Carangiformes; Carangidae
Gene: htatsf1
Product: HIV Tat-specific factor 1-like
Exons: 10
Coding region: 172-1521 (449 amino acids)
Biological process (GO): mRNA splicing, via spliceosome
Cellular component (GO): U2 snRNP; U2-type spliceosomal complex
Molecular function (GO): RNA binding
Source: RefSeq, a predicted model, not a curated record
GGGUUAACGUUAGCAGGCAGUGAAAUAACGCUAGUUUCAAAGUAUAAACUAAUUUUAAAAAGCUACAGUCUCAAAACAAAGAAAGUGCUCUGUUCCUUGCUCUUUAGACGGGGGGAAUCUGUUCCCUUAACCUUCGCAGAUUUUGGUUGGCCAGGACUAUCCGUGUACAAGAUGAGUGGUGACUCAAAAGCCAACAAGGAGUUUAUGGAGCAGUUGCGGAUGCAGGAGCUCUACGGUCAGAGAAAUGAGGAUGGCUCUGACCCCUACACCUACACCGAUCCAGAGGACGGGACUGUUUAUGACUGGGACCAUGAAAAGAAAGCCUGGUUCCCUAAAAUAACAGAGGACUUCAUCGCAGCCUACCAGGCCAACUAUGGCUUCACUCAGGAGGGAGAUCCAGAUGCCAACAAUGCAGCAGUGAGCACCACCGACCCAGCAGCCCCCAAACCAGACAGCAAGCCUUCAGAAAAGCAGAAACCAGCAGAUGCCAUCCAGAAGCCGAACAAAGACCAGCAGGAGACCCUAGUUAAAGAAGCCAAGCAGAAAGGGGAGAAGAGGAAAGCAGAGCAAGGAUGGUUUGAUAUUGAUGACACCAAAAACACAAACGUCUAUGUGUCAGGUCUGCCCCUUGAUAUCAGCACUGAAGAGUUUGUUGAAUUGAUGUCCAAGUGUGGCAUCGUGAUGCGGGACCCCAUCACCGAGGAGUACAAGGUUAAACUCUACAAGGACAAAUACGGAAAUCUGAAGGGAGAUGGCCUCUGCUGCUAUCUCAAGAAGGAGUCUGUGGCACUGGCUAUGCGCCUGAUUGACGAGUCAGAAGUCAGAGGUUACAGACUCCAUGUGGAAGCAGCACGGUUUGAGCUAAAGGGCCAGUAUGACGCGAGUAAGAAGAAGAAGAAGAGCAAAGAUUAUAAGAAGAAGAUGCAGCAGCAACAGAAACAGUUGGACUGGAGGCCAGAGAAGCAAGGAGACGUGAGGAAGAGGCAUGAAAAAGUAGUCAUCAUCAGAAACAUGUUUCAUCCCAGUGACUUUGAGGAAGACCCACUGGUGUUGAAUGAGUAUCGUGAAGAUCUGCGGACAGAGUGUGAGAAGUUCGGUGAGGUUAAGAAGGUCAUCCUCUUUGAUAGACACCCAGACGGCGUGGCAUCAGUCGCAUUCAAGGAGCCCGAGCAAGCUGAUGCAUGCAUCUCGUCAUUCAAUGGUCGCUGGUUUGGAGGAAGGCAGCUGUCUGCUCUGCUUUGGGAUGGAACGACAGACUAUCAGGUGGAAGAGACGGCACGGGAGCGAGAGGAGCGACUGAAGGGUUGGUCUACUUUCCUGGAGGCAGGCGAGCAAGGCCAGAAGAGCAACACUGCCACCAAACCGGCAGAGAUGGGCGCCGCUGCAGAACCGGCAGAGGCCUCCAACACCACGGAGCCAGAACAGCACCCUGAAACAGAACCACAAUCUUCACAGCAACAGGAGCAGGAUUUGGACUCUACAGACAGCAGCCUGGCAGGAAGUGAUGAGGAGGAGGCCUAGACACUUACAUGCACAUCUUUGGUCCCCAUGGCAACCAAUUAGGACAAUCGUGCUUGAAGGUGAACUGCUGCAAGGCUCUGUGUUGAUCGGUGGAGGAGGAAUUUGAGCUGUUUUGUUAUGUAGAAAAAUAAAAUCCUGAUUUUGUCU